Messenger RNA from Malassezia pachydermatis, 594 nucleotides. RefSeq lists its product as hypothetical. The transcript is spliced from 2 exons. Bases 1 to 594 code for a protein of 197 amino acids. The record is from RefSeq and is a predicted model, not a curated record. NCBI's taxonomy places the organism in Eukaryota, Fungi, Basidiomycota, Malasseziomycetes, Malasseziales, Malasseziaceae.
AUGAACAUUGUCUUUGGUGCCAUUGAGGUUGUGACAUUAUUCCCCAAGCUAGCAAAGCCCCUUCUAUCGAUGCGCAAAGCUUUGCAAUCACUGCACUACACUGAUGAAGGUGAAACGCAUCGCCACUCUUCGCCUAAACUUGGGCGUGAUCUCUGGUCGUAUCUUCUUUUCUUGCGUUUGUUGCCUAUUGUUCCCUACGGUAUGAUGAAUAUUGCAUGCGGUGUGCUGAAUGUACCCUUACUUCCCUAUACCGUUACAUUGGCCAUUGGAAGUGUCCCAUGGAACUUUUGCACCACUCAGAUCGGAGAAAUUCUUCAAAACAUUGCAUCUGCAAUUCAAUCAAGUGCCGCAGCGUCGACUGCGAGUAGUGAUGGGACUACGCUUUCAUCAACGUCAGGUCAAGCCAGUAUGUUGGCGAAUGGUGCUAUGACUUUGUUGUGGGAACAUGUCUGGACGUUUGAUAUGAUGAUUAAACUUAUUCUACUAAGCAUUGCCAGCGCGCUUCCACUUAUUCUUCAUCGCAUUUAUGGCCAACGACGUGGUGUAGAGGCACAGAUGGAGGAGGGCGACUCUGAUAGCAAUACUACUGAAUAG